AUGGAAUUAGAAUUUCAAAGAAGUUCAAAAUAAUACCCUGUUGAAAGUUCUAAAGAAAAAUAAAAAUAAAGUAACCAUGUUUCAAAGUAUGGAAAUAAAAACACACCAAGUAAUAAAUGUGCAAUAUUUGUUUUUAAAGAUUAGAAAAUAAAAUUUAGAUUUCCUCUUAUAGAUGAAAAAAGUUGUGAUUUUAGAUCAGUACAAUAAGAAACAUUAGGAGGUCACCCAUAAAUUAAACAUGCUUAGAAACCAAAUUUGCAAUAGAAUAAUUCCAUAAAAAUGGAAGAAGAAAAUAAAGAGAAUGUAAAUAUCCUUUUAGAGACCCCUUUUUAUGAAGUAAAUAAAAUUGACACAUUCAAAAUAUUUAAUCAAAAUUACUAAAAUAAAUUGCAUGAACAAUGA
Paramecium tetraurelia is the source of this 402-nucleotide messenger RNA. RefSeq lists its product as uncharacterized. The record is from RefSeq and is a predicted model, not a curated record. Lineage: Eukaryota; Ciliophora; Oligohymenophorea; Peniculida; Parameciidae. The transcript has a single exon.